This is a messenger RNA of Menidia menidia (Atlantic silverside), 2182 nucleotides long. Lineage: Eukaryota; Metazoa; Chordata; Actinopteri; Atheriniformes; Atherinopsidae. The record is from the annotation of a GenBank genome assembly.
AUAAGUCAUUCCCUAAGUAGAAUCAAAACAAUCGAAGAAGAAGGAUUAGCGACCAUAGUCAACAUGGCGUUCAAUUUUGGCGCUGCCACGGGUAACACAGCCGCAAGCACAUCGGGGUUUUCUUUCGGUUCAUUCGGUGCUAAGACAACAGCAACCACCACCGCCUCAUCCGGAUUCGGCACUCUCACGGCUCCUGGCUUUGGCACAGCCACCACCACUGCCGCUGCACCAGCCACAGGAUUCAGCUUCGGCUCCACCAACACAGGCACAUUUGGUGGUUUUGGGACCUCUACAACCACCGCUGCUGCUCCGGGGUCCUCCUUCAGCUUCGCCGGCCCCUCCAACACUGCAGGAAGCCUGUUCGGUAACACACAGAACAAAGGCUUUGGCUUCUCCUCUGUACUUGGGGCUGGCGCCAGCACCGGGACCACGGGGUUCGGGGCCGGAUUAGGGACGACCGGCCUCGGGGGGUUCGGAGGCUUUAACAUCCAGCCAGCGCAGCAGCAAGCCAGCUUGUUCGGCCCCCAGGCCCAGCAGCCCGGUCAGGCCCAGUCCACCCAGCUCUACCAGCAGGUCAGCGCCCUGUCGGCCCCCACCCUGCUGGGCGAUGAGCGGGACUCCAUCCUGGCCAAGUGGAACCAGCUGCAGGCCUACUGGGGCACGGGCAAGGGCUUCUACAGCAACAGCAACCCCCCCGUGGACUUCACCCUGGAGAACCCUUUCUGCCGGUUCAAGGCCGGGGCCGCCCUGGUGGUGUUGCCCUUGAACAAGAAGGAGGCGGAGGUGCGGGCGCAGCAGCAGCAGCUGGUGGAGUCGCUCCACAAAGUCCUGGGCAACAACCAGACGCUCAGCGUCAACGUGGAGGGCGUCAAAUCGCUGCCCAGCGACCAGACGGAGGUGAUCAUCUACGUGGUGGAGCGCUCCCCUAACGGCACGUCCAAAAGGAUCCCGGCCAGCACCCUGUUCGGCUACCUGGAGCAGGCCAACGUGAAGGGCCAGCUGGCGCAGAUGGGCGUGGCCAUGUCGGUCACGCGCACCGAGCUGUCGCCCGCCCAGCUCAAGCAGCUGCUGCAGAACGCCCCCGCAGGAGUGGACCCCAUCAUCUGGGAGCAGGCCAAGGUGGACAACCCCGACCCAGAGAAGUUAAUACCGGUGCCCAUGGUGGGUUUCAAGGAGCUGCUCCGCCGCCUGCAGAUCCAGGAGCAGAUGACCAAGCAGCACCAGACCCGAGUGGAUAUCAUCUCCAGCGACAUCAGCGAACUGCAGAAGAAUCAGGCGACAACUGUGGCCAAAAUCGCUCAGUACAAGAGGAAGCUGAUGGAUCUGUCCCACAGAGUGCUGCAGGUGCUGAUCAAACAGGAGAUUCAAAGGAAAAGCGGCUACGCUAUCCAAGUGGACGAGGAGCAUCUGAGGGUCCAGCUGGACACCAUCCAGUCAGAACUCAAUGCCCCCACACAGUUCAAGGGUCGGCUGAACGAGCUAAUGUCCCAGAUCCGGAUGCAGAACCACUUUGGGGCUGUGAGGUCAGAGGAGCGCUACAACGUGGACGCGGACCUUCUCAGAGAGAUUAAACAGCACUUGAAGCAGCAGCAGGAUGGUUUAAGCCAUUUGAUCAGCGUCAUCAAAGACGACCUGGAGGACAUCAAACUCAUCGAGCACGGGCUGAGCGACUCCGGACACAUGAGAGGGGGCAUCUUGAGCUGAGGCCACUCCACCGACGUGCACGCUCAGGCCCGUUUGAGUUUGAAAUGUGAUGCUUUUCUCUUCCUGUUCCGUCGGCACAAUGAUCCUAAAGCUUUAGGAUUUGUGGGGGGGAGGGUUAUCUGACAGAUUCUAUUAAAAGAUCGAUUUGAGGUUGUUUUUGCUUCCUUUUCACCGUCUUGGUAGGUUUGUCAUGUACCCCCAUAUCUGUUCCAGCUAAUUAAUGAGAGCCGUCUGGACUGAUAUAGACCUCUUAACAGGGAGGCUCAACAGGAUCUAAUAAUAGCCGCCUGCUUUUGUGUCAAAGCAGAUUAUAGAUAUGAGAGUAUGAAUGCAUCGGGCAUGUAAACAAGCUCUUGGAUUAAGUGUGUCACUAUUUAAAACUAUGUAAAUACAUCUUUGUAUUUCUUUUUUAUGCUAUUAGAUUCUUAAUAAAUUUCAUAUGAACAAAAAUAAAUAAAUCUGUUUUUAUUGCAUAAAU